AUGGAGAGAUCUCCUGGGCGAGAAUACAAAGAUCAUUCUAGUGCCUCCCACGAUGAUAGUCAGAGAAACGGCUCGCAUCGCUCGCCUGACCCAUCGACAGAGCACAAUGGGUCUCAUGAUGAUCGGAAGCGCAACCUCGGCGAGAACGGGGCACCAGACACCGAUCAGCAACAGCAGUCAUCGGGCCCAAUGAGCAAGCGCAGACGGAUGCAAGAACGACACCAAGCUCGCAGACGUGGUCGCACACCUCCACCUUCGGUCUUCUCCCGACGUGAUCGCUCUCGCAGUCCCAACAGCAAUGCCGCCAAUCGCGAUGACUACUCGAGACGCUCUCGAUCGCCUCUUCCGCCUCGUUCCCCAGACCCCCAGGAGCCCCCCAAGCAACGAAAGCGGCCUGGUGGUGGAGCCCGGGCGGGCUUGCUUAAUCCCGAGCAAUUACGUCGUCGGCAAGAAGAGCGCGAGCGCGCCAUGGAGGAAGAUGCGAUGCGCACGUCGCGGGACCGCGGUGUCUCUGAUGUUGUUCGGCAGCAUUACAAUGCCGUUCCAGAACGAGGUCGAGAAUGGCGCAAGACAGAGAGCAAGAUCAAGGGACUACGAAGCUUCAACAACUGGGUCAAAAGCACUCUGAUCCAGAAGUUCUCACCCGACGAGGACUUUGUCGCCCGUUUCGAUGAUACCAAGGAAUGGGCCGAUGAAAGUCUUCGACCAGAUGCGGCUGAAGACAAGCAGCUCCUAGUGCUGGACCUGGGCUGUGGCAAGGGCGGUGACCUAGGCAAGUGGCAGCUUGCGCCGCAGAAGGUAGAGUUGUAUGUGGGUCUCGACCCUGCAAACAUCUCGGUUGAACAAGCUCGCGAUCGGUACGGGCAAAUGCGCUCUCGAGGCGGAGGUGGAGGUGGCCGUGGUCGACGUCCGCAGCCUCCCCUGUUUCACGCCGAAUUCGCGACCAAGGACUGUUUUGGCGAGUCAUUGGCCGACGUGGACAUCAUUCAGCGCGUCGGUAUUGACGCCAAUGCAGGGCCAGGGGGAAACUUGAUGGCGGCACGAUGGGGCGGUGGUGGGUUUGAUGUCGUAACAUCGAUGUUUGCCAUCCACUACGCUUUCGAAAGUGAGGAAAAGGCGCGUCAGAUGCUCAGCAACGUUGCCGGUUGUUUGAAAAAGGGCGGUCGGUUCAUCGGCGUGUGCCCCAACUCGGACGUGAUUACAAGCAAGGUCAGCGCCUUUCAUCAGAAACGCAAAGAGGCUGGGACCGCCAAACCUGCAGGGACUGAAGUCCCCGAGGAUGGUGAGGUGGAAGAGGAGGAACGAUGCGGAUGGGGCAACGAUAUCUACAGCGUUCGCUUCCCUGGCGAGACCCCUGAGAAUGGCGUGUUCCGCCCGCCAUUCGGAUGGAAGUAUACGUACUUCAUGUCCGAGGCAGUUGAAGGGGUCCCAGAAUACGUGGUCCCCUGGGAAGCAUUCCGAGCAUUGACCGAGGACUACAACCUGGAAUUGCAAUAUCGCAAGCCCUUUUUGGACAUCUGGGAGGAUGAGAAGAACGACCGCGAGCUCGGCCCGCUAAGUGAGCGGAUGGGAGUACGCGAUCGUCAUACUGGAGAACUGACGAUGACCGAGGAGGAGAAGGAUGCAGUCAGCUUCUACCAUGCCUUUUGUUUCUACAAGGUUUAA
Molecule: messenger RNA, 1665 nt
Organism: Penicillium diatomitis
Lineage: Eukaryota; Fungi; Ascomycota; Eurotiomycetes; Eurotiales; Aspergillaceae
Gene: abd1
Product: mRNA (guanine-N7)-methyltransferase
Exons: 3
Coding region: 1-1665 (554 amino acids)
Biological process (GO): 7-methylguanosine mRNA capping
Cellular component (GO): nucleus
Molecular function (GO): mRNA 5'-cap (guanine-N7-)-methyltransferase activity
Source: RefSeq, a predicted model, not a curated record